AUGUUUACGGUCUCUGUUCACAUGGUCCUGCAACCCUCAGUCCCAGUCACCACCCUCUCUCCUGCUCUGCGGGAUAUCUUGGACGGACCAGCACCUCAGACAACCGACAGCGGCUCUUAUUUUUAUUGGUUUGACUCAAACCCCACCUUCAACGCAAGCCAGGAUCUUGAGCACCGAUACAAAGCGGAUGCGCAGGUUGCAGAGCAGCCUAGACUGUGCCUUCCUGGCUGUGGUGGCCAGCACUUCACUUUUCCCUUGAAGAAUGCUUGGGCUGGUUGGCACAUUGUUGGUCAUGUGGGGUUCAGGGUGCAGCAAGGGGUCAAGUCGGCGAGCGGCAACCUUGGGUUCAUGGAUGGAGUGCCGACCACCAGCAACCUUGCCGACACCUUCAUCGUUGCAAGGAAGUCUCAGAAUUUCAGCAAAAAGGACACCGACAUCAUUGGCUGGAUGCCCUUUCUGCAGCUAUCCGAGGAAGGUCUGGCCAAUCCGAUCUUUACCAUGUGGGACUGCCACUUCUUGGGGAAUGGUCAAGCGCUCCUUCUGCAGCACUGGGACGCCCUCACAGUACGCCUACGGACGAUGGAUGACCAUGCAGCCAUUCAUUACCCUGGCAUGAUGCGCAUCUACGCAGCCACCACCAAGAAGCGCACGGCGGCUCUCUGUUGCCUGCAGGUAUCUCACGCGGUCAUGGACCUGGCGCAGGCGGUCAAGCAUGCUCAUUGCAACAACCCACCUGCAGCAGCUGGCUUUCAGCCAUCGGAUGCAGAGCCAAAAGUCCUGCAGCCCUUGUGGUCGGUACCUGCGCCCCUUGUGCAGCGGAUGGGCAAGCACCUUGCCAAGAUCAACCGGACGGCGGACGUGCCAGUCCAUAUUUGCUUUGGCAAAGAUGGCAUGAUCUCUGUCCGCGCCAAUUUCAGCGCACAGAAGCACAGAGUAUCAAGGAGCCCCUUUGCACCACUGCAGAGCAUUGGCAAUACCUUGGAGCAAGUCUGGACGGACUAUAUCGAGGCAUUCCAACUUUCCAUCCUGCACGUGGUCACUUCAGUGCUUUUGGACGCCAAGGCCAGCGGCAAUGAACAGCUCUUUAUAAUCUAUGCUCUGUUGCAGCUGCACGCUGAAAAGGGAGUGCGCUCCCUGGCUUGCCCUCUGUGGGUCGCUGCACACGAGAUUGCAAGGGAGCCGGGAAAUGGUAAAGUGACAAUGGAUGACCAUGCAGCUAUUCAUUACCCUGGCGUGAUGCGCAUCUACACGACAAGUAAAAACUGCACGGCUGCUCUCUGCUGCCCACAAGUCUUGCACACCAUGACCGACCUGGCGCAAGCAGUCAAGAGUGCCCACUGCAAGGUGGGAGGUCAGAGUGUCAUCAGAUCAGGAUGGUGAGCAUUGAUUUUGAGGUUGUGGAAGCCCAACUCUACAGCAGUCUGGAGCACUUGUUCUUCUAAUGCUUCCUGCUUCUCUUGGCUGUAGUACUUGCAUCUGAGUAUCAAGAGCCUUGCCGGUGGGAGGUCUUUGCACUCAUGCUCAUCAAUGAUUGCUUCAGGGAAAAUGGAGAGGGAUUUGCCACCAAGCUCAAUGAGCAGAAACUUGCUCAUGUUGGCACCUACCCAGCCUUGAUCUCCGGCAUCAUAGCAUAUAUGGUUGCUGCUAAACAUCCACCAGUCCCAGCUUCCAUCUACGUGCGCUCUCUUGAGCUACCGCUUGCAAAUGGCAAGCAUUCUCACCCAUUCUACAGAUUUUAG
Molecule: messenger RNA, 1739 nt
Organism: Ceraceosorus bombacis
Lineage: Eukaryota; Fungi; Basidiomycota; Exobasidiomycetes; Ceraceosorales; Ceraceosoraceae
Source: the annotation of a GenBank genome assembly